This is a messenger RNA of Hyla sarda, 1085 nucleotides long. RefSeq names its product methylthioadenosine phosphorylase (gene MTAP). Lineage: Eukaryota; Metazoa; Chordata; Amphibia; Anura; Hylidae. The coding region runs from base 45 to 890 and encodes 281 amino acids. The transcript is spliced from 8 exons. Gene Ontology annotation, cellular component: cytosol. The record is from RefSeq and is a predicted model, not a curated record. Gene Ontology annotation, molecular function: S-methyl-5-thioadenosine phosphorylase activity. Gene Ontology annotation, biological process: nucleoside metabolic process.
CGCAAUAGCGUUUGUAGUGAGUGGCCCCUCCCCCAGAGCACGCAAUGGCUGCGGGACACGCGCCCGUGAAGGUUGGAAUUAUUGGUGGGUCUGGACUGGAUGACCCUGAUAUUUUGGAAGGAAGAACUGAGAAAUACGUUGAGACACCCUUUGGCAAACCAUCAGAUGCCUUGGUUCUUGGAAAAAUCAAAAAUGUGGACUGUGUUCUACUUGCAAGACAUGGCAGGCAACAUACAAUCGCUCCAACAAAUGUCAACUUUCGUGCAAAUAUUUGGGCAUUGAAGAUGGAAGGGUGUACUCACAUUUUGGUCACCACUGCUUGCGGGUCACUGAGAGAGGAGAUCCAGCCUGGAGAUAUAGUUGUUAUUGACCAGUUUAUCGACAGGACUACAAAAAGACAGCAGACCUUUUAUGAUGGAGCACCCAGCUGCCUGCCUGGUGUUUGUCAUAUUCCUAUGGCUGAGCCCUUCUGUAGCAAAACCAGAGAGGUUUUGAUAGACAUUGCCAAGAAGCUUGGGAUAAAAUGCCACCCUAAAGGCACAAUGAUCACCAUAGAAGGCCCACGCUUCAGUUCCAAAGCUGAAAGUAACAUGUUUCGGCUUUGGGGAGGGGAUGUUAUCAACAUGACCACGGUUCCGGAGGUGGUUCUAGCCAAAGAAGCUGGACUCUGUUACGCAAGUCUUGCAUUGGCAACAGACUUUGAUUGUUGGAAAGAGCAUGAAGAAGCUGUUUCUGUGGACAGGGUGCUGAAAACAUUAAAAGAAAAUGCCAAUAAAGCAACAAGUGUUCUUCUGUCUGCCAUACCUCAGAUAGCAACCAUGGACUGGACAGACACCAUUCAGAAUAUGAAGUGCACUGUUGAACUUUCCGUCAUGUUGCCGAAACAGUGAUCGUUGUUCAGAGAAAAAUUUAAAGAAUCAUUUCAGUGACCAAAGAGGAAAAUGAAAGCACCUAAAUACAUGAAGAAGGACAUACUGUUUUAAUUCUCUACAAAAACCAAUGUACUUAUUGCAUGUUGUAGUAUGAACAAUAGCCUAGUUUAACCCCUUAAGGACCAAUGCAAAUAAACCUGUACGCCCCUGAAA